Molecule: messenger RNA, 679 nt
Organism: Misgurnus anguillicaudatus (oriental weatherfish)
Lineage: Eukaryota; Metazoa; Chordata; Actinopteri; Cypriniformes; Cobitidae
Source: RefSeq, a predicted model, not a curated record
UUUGUUUUAGGGCAUCACUAUGAAACUUAUUUGGAUUUAUGCAUUUCUUUUCAUCAUUCUCAAAGCCAAAGUUACAGUCACUUCAUCUCAGACAUUAAAGUUUGUGUCUGCGGUGAUUGAUCAGUUUGUUGUCCUGCCCUGUGACUUGAGCGGCUGUGCUACAGUUCAAUGGAGUCAAGUCUAUCCCAUACAGACGACUGUUGCUGGAUGCCAUAACCACAGGUGCUCUGUUGAAGAAAGUUUUCAGGACAGAUUCAAAUUCAUCAAGGAAAACUCCUCUCUGCUUCUCAUCUCUGCAAAAUACAAUGACCAGGGGACCUACAGAUGCACCUGUGGAAACAUCGAAAAUGAUGUGAAACUGGAGGUUCUUGUUCCAGUAAAUGUGUCAGCUGAGGAGUUUGCAAACAUCACCCUGCCGUGUUAUGCCAGGACUCAGUCUGAUGUCAGUGACGUCACAUGGCUUCAUAACAACAGUAUAGUUUUACAUUACUUUAAGAAUGGAUCCAUGAGUUUUGGCAAAGUCUAUGAAGGCAGAGUAUCACUGACACGUGAUGGAUUCAGAUAUGGUGAUCUCUCUCUGACUAUUACUAAGGUCCACAAGACAGACGCAGGGUUAUAUCGUUGUUUUGUACAUGAUGAAACAAAUAAAGGAGACCACACUCAUAUAUGUUGCAUGUGA